Molecule: messenger RNA, 2566 nt
Organism: Pocillopora meandrina
Lineage: Eukaryota; Metazoa; Cnidaria; Anthozoa; Scleractinia; Pocilloporidae
Source: the annotation of a GenBank genome assembly
AAUUUGUCCUUUUAUUCUUUAAUCACGAUAAACUAAUCUUAUUGUUGGCUCAUUGUUACCUCGUCCCUCUUCUAAUCGCAACUGAAAUAAGAUUCGAGCAGGUAAUGUAUACCUUACAUUUUGUGAUGUUAUCUUUCUCUACUCUGUUUCAAAGGGAGAGAUGUUUAAAAGUUUUAGGCACGAUAAACCCAGAUUUAUAUUUUUCUUUGAGACUAGUUCGUGACCCGCUUGCAAAUGUUAUUUACUACUCUCGGGUACAAUGCGUACAGGCUUUUUGGUUUUCAUGGUUCUGAUUGUUGGAUGGACCCAUAAGUUGUAUUUGAAACAAGUUUCUUACUGACUAUAUCCUUGAGGGUUUUUGUCUUUUUUCCAAAACGUCCAAAAAGUCAAUAAUUUGAAAGCUUGGCUUGAAUUCAUGAUCUAUCAGCUGAAGAUUUUGUUUUUGAAAGGCUGCGGUGUUUUACACUCAUUGGCUGGCGAGCAGAUUAUUUAACUAAAUGAUGUUUACAUUUAUUCAUAGUUGUCAUCCGAUAAGUGCACAUGCAGACAUUUUGAGUGUGCGACCAUUGCCGAAAUUCUAUCUCUGAAAUGUAACAGUCUGACCUCUUUUGCUUCAAAAGGUCGCGAUGGUCGGUUACAGUAGAAUUUCUUUCAUUUUCUUUUAAACUAGAAGUCUGUAAGCCACAAGUUUUCAAUAAUUAAUCAUUUCAAAUCUGCUUUCAAACCAGGUCUGUGUUAUUAACUCAGCAGAUAACAUGGUGUUAGUUAGAUUGGAGUUAAGAAUGAAAGAAAUAUAUAUUGUACUUGCUUACAUCAUAAUUAUGCUUUGAAGUAAUUUCAUUCUCCACAUAUGUAGCCAUAAAACAAGAAUUUGGUAAACAUUUGGCUUCCAGUUUAGCUGGUAAGCAAACAUUCCAGGCAUUUGAUUUAAAAUAAUGAAUAUAAAUUAUAUGUGUUACUUUUCAUUCUGAGGAAAAAAAUUAUAUGCUGUAUUGCUUGGUUAAAUGAAUGAAAACAAAAUUAUUUCAGUAUCAAACUGUUGAAUUAAAAUUGAAUCAAAGUUAAGAAAUCAGAAGAAUUCAGAAAUUAAAUUGAUGUAAUAUUUGAUUAUUUAUAUCUUUUAGGUUCAAAAAUGUAUAUUUUGUGUAGAAUUGUACUAGCUGUGGUGAUGUGCCUUCCUACUUCUGGAGUAAAAUUGCCAUCAGAUAUGUCCCAAGGUGUGUGCUUAAAUUCUUCUCAAAUAGAUCAAUUAAAAGCAAAACAGCUGUCAAAUAUUAUCUCAAAAAGUAACCUCAAGACAAGAUAUACCAUUGAGGUAAACAGCCAGUAAUUUUUAUUGGAAAACCCAUCAAAAGUUCCAUGAAUCAUCUAUAGGUCUUGUAUGCUUAUAUUUAUUUAAUCCAUGUCACUUUUGAGCUUUACUUCUCACGUAAUUAAACAACCCAGAUCAAGUAAAUGUACUGAAAAAAUGUGUAGAACCCAAAUUUCCUCUUGGUCAUACUUAGAUUACCGUGAAUCAGUUAAAUGUAGAAUUACCAUUUUGAUUUUCUGUUGUCAUUAUUUUUUUUUUCAGGAAUUUUUUGUGAGGGCUGCAGUGCUGUUAUGAAAGGUACAUUUUUAGCCUAAUUUGGUCCUUUACAAUAACAGGAGUCCUUUAUCUUGGAAAAAGAAUGACCUGCUAGCCUCCCUACUGCCACCAUUUCUUUCAGCUACAACAGUAACAUUGGCAAACAUCAAAAAAUAAUAAUGGUCUCUAUUUUGUGUUUAAGAACUAGACAAGUUGUUGGAAAAAAAGAGUUCAGAUCCCAGAGAGCUGCAGGUGGUAGAAGCAAUGGAAGACAUCUGCCAAACAAAGUAUUUUUCAAAAUAUGAUUAUUCGCCACCAACUACAGUCAAAGCCUGCAGAUUUUUAAUAGGUAAGUCACUGAUGAAUUAAAAGUUAUAGCCUUGAGCUUUGAACAGAAUAAACACACAAUGACAACAGUGUGCAAUUCAGCCAUCAUUAGGCUCAGUUUUUUGAGAGCUAAUACUGUAAUAAAAAAGGUAGAGAGGGAAUUGAUAUUUGGGGUUGGAAGUGAAAAGGUUAAUGUUUUGUGCAAUGGCAAGUUUUUUUUUUUUUUUUUUUUUUUUUUUUUACACAGAGAAAUAUGAAGAGGACAUAGAAAAGUUGUUGAUGGACAAGGUUGAUAACACAGAACAAGAGGUUUGUUACAAGCUGACCAAAGCAUGUGAAGGUGUGGAUAGAAGUAAAAAGGAGAAAGAAUCCCUUGAUUACCGUUUCAACAAUCAGCCACAGCAAGUGAAGACUGAAUCAGCCUCAAAAGACGAUGAUGGUAUUCAUCGCAUGAAUGUGGAUAUUAAUGAUCCUGGAGCUGCAGAGAGGCUGGCAGAGCAGAUUAAAUCACAACUGGGACAGCAGGGGAUGGGAGGAGGCACAGGAGAUGACGAUGAUGAGGAAGAAGAAGAAGAAGAAGAAGAGGAAGGAGGAGAUAGUGAAGAUGAAGAAAAUGGAGGAGCUGAAGAUGAGAAUGAUAAGAAAUCUUUUGAAGUGAAAACUGAAUUAUAG